Messenger RNA from Heterobasidion irregulare TC 32-1, 1521 nucleotides. RefSeq names its product cytochrome P450 monooxygenase 90 (gene cpm90). Gene Ontology annotation, molecular function: oxidoreductase activity, acting on paired donors, with incorporation or reduction of molecular oxygen; heme binding; monooxygenase activity. Gene Ontology annotation, biological process: sterol metabolic process. The record is from RefSeq and is a predicted model, not a curated record. The transcript is spliced from 8 exons. NCBI's taxonomy places the organism in Eukaryota, Fungi, Basidiomycota, Agaricomycetes, Russulales, Bondarzewiaceae. Bases 1 to 1521 code for a protein of 506 amino acids.
AUGUAUUCUGUUGGCCUACAACCUUCCCUCGAGCUUAUCUCAAGCAAUCUCACAUCUUGGCCUGUGAUAUGUCUUGCCGGUGUCUUGGCUGGGUGGUUGUAUGUCUCCGCUCACGAACGAGCGCAGGAGGACGCACCGGUCAGCCUGCCAGGAUAUAGACUGUCUAGCAUCAUCCCGUUCUUUCGCCAGCGUUAUGACUUUCUCAACUGGGGCUUCCGCUUCACUGAGGAGCCUAUUUUUCAAUUCAGCCUCUUACGGAAUCCUGUCGUUGUAGUCUCCGGCGAACGGGGCAGGAAAGACUUUUUCAACGCAAAGGGUUUGGACCUCCAAGAAGGGUUCAGAGUGUUGUCGGGCGCACUCCCCUUCGUCCAAGGUGUGACCUCAGAUCUGCGGCAACGCAGAAUAGCGCAGAUCUACAAACGCUUAGCAACUGUUCAGAGGAACGAUCGUUUGACAGAGCUCAUACCUGAAAUCUUGGAGGAUUCUCGGCGAAUCAUGGGGUCCUGGGGGAAAAGCGGGACCUUUGAUCCAUUCGACAGAAUUUACGAACUUGUGUUCCAGACGACUGUGCGUUGCCUGACUUGCGCGGAAAUUGCUAACGACCCUGUGGUCGUCGCCCGCCUCAAGGAGCUAUACGACAGGGUCGAUCGCGGCACCACGCCUGCAACGGUCCUUUUCCCUUGGUUUCCCAGCCCAGCCAUGAUCAUGAAGUUCCGUGCUACUAAGGAAAUAUACGACAUCGUUGUCGCGACAAUCAAGGUCAGGAAAGAGAGCGGUGUGUCACGUAAUGAUAGCCUUCAGAUGCUCCUGGAUUCCGGCGACGAGCCUUCUAUGAUUGUUGGCUUCAUAAUGGGGCUUCUCAUCGCUGGAGCGCGCUCGACUGGCACAAUCGCGUCUUGGAUGAUCACGCUCCUCGGGUGUCACCCAGAAUGGCGACACAAGGCUCUUCUUGAAGUGCAGGCCCUUCUCUCAACUCACUCGAUAAACAACGACCCACUGAACUCCACACCAACUACACAAGCCACGCUCCUUUCCACCAUUCCCCUUACUGUUUGGGAAUCCGAGAUGCCAGUGCUCGAUUCCCUCAUCCGCGAGACGCUCCGCAUGGCACAACCGCACGUCGCUAUGCGUCGUAAUGUGGGGCCGGACAUGUACAUAGGCGGAAAGUCUGUGCCAUCCGGUGCAUUCGCGAUUUAUCCCUUCAGCGACGUCCACCUCAACCCUGAUAUUUACCCUGACCCCUGGAAGUUUGACCCUGCGCGCGCAGAGGGCAAGGGGGACUUUGGAUACAUCGGAUGGGGCGGAGGGCGAGUCAACUGUCUCGGAACUCGUCUGGCCAAGGUCGAGAUGAAACUGAUCACUGCAAUGCUCCUACUGGAAUUUGACUUCAACACCGUUGACGCUGGUGGACGGAUUGCGGACCCACAUCCUCGCCCCAACUGGAACGACACUCUUUCAUGUCGGCCCUCCAACGGCUCCUACUUCCUAAAGUAUGAACAUCUUGCUUCCCGUGCUCUCUGA